AUGGCCCUGGAGGAGGGGGUAAGACGGCCCUGGCUCCAGACGGGGCCACAGUGGGGCCACAAGAUGGCCCUGGGGAUGGCCCUGGAGGAGGAGGAGGGAAGACGCUGCUCCAGACGGGGCCACAAGAUGGCCCUGGGGAUGGCCCUGGAGAAGGAGGAGGAGGGAAGACGCUGCUCCAGACGGGGCCACAGUGGGCCACAAAAUGGCCCUGGGGAUGGCCCUGGAGGAGGAGGAGGAGGGAAGACGCUGCUCCAGACGGGGCCACAAGAUGGCCCUGGGGAUGGCCCUGGAGGAGGAGGGGGAGGGAAGACGCUGCUCCAGACGGGGCCACAAGAUGGUCCUGGGGAUGGCCCUGGAGGAGGGGGAGGAGGAGGGAAGACGCUGCUCCAGACGGGGCCACAAGAUGGCCCUGGGGAUGGCCCUGGAGGAGGAGGAGGAGGAGGGAAGACGCUCCUCCAGACGGGGCCACAAGAACAAGGAGGACGAGGCCCAUAUUACCCGACAAGAUAA
Molecule: messenger RNA, 510 nt
Organism: Procambarus clarkii (red swamp crayfish)
Lineage: Eukaryota; Metazoa; Arthropoda; Malacostraca; Decapoda; Cambaridae
Product: serine, glycine and glutamine-rich protein-like
Source: RefSeq, a predicted model, not a curated record